Molecule: messenger RNA, 544 nt
Organism: Drosophila pseudoobscura
Lineage: Eukaryota; Metazoa; Arthropoda; Insecta; Diptera; Drosophilidae
Exons: 1
Coding region: 64-168 (34 amino acids)
Source: RefSeq, a predicted model, not a curated record
UAUAUUUCGGUAUAUUUCUGAGGGUCGUAAGUCCCCGGUCACACUGCAUGAAAUACAAUUUUGAUGGAAAUUUCUAUAAACGUCUUUGUUUUUUUGCUGUACACUCUAAUCGUGAUUUAUCUGCAGCACUUUGUUAACAAGUACACCGAGUUUGUGCGCAGCCUCUAAAUGUUGGGCCUGCAAUCCUACGCCAGCUCCUCCGAAGGGGACUCCGACCAUGAGGACGCUACCGCCACCGCUGCCGAUGGGGCAGCAGCAUCAGUUCCUGCUCAUUUGAUGCCCAUAGACAAGACACAUUCGGUGUCCUCUGCCAUAGCGAUAUGUGCAGCACCCGUUGUCGUGCCCAUUGGAGCGUCUGCAGUUCCGCGCACCUUGGAUCCAACACUCAAGGAGGUAACAUACAAUCCCCGCUACGACGAAAUGUACGCGCCUGUAAAGGGUCCCGACCAUCCGGACCUGACCAUGCAACAGCGAGCGCCAAGAAACACUCUGGCUGGAUACGUGGAAAAGGCGCACAUCAAUGCUUUUGAGUUUGAGAACCAGC